AUGAGUAAAAUUUUAUCUGCUGAGUAUUUGAAUGAUUUUAUAUCACCAAGUCAAACAUGUAUUAAACCCAUAGAUAUUAUAGGAAACACUUCUAAAAACAAUCAUAUAAAAAUAGAUAAAGAAGGAUAUUAUGAACUUGAUAAUGAUGGUAUAAAAAAAAAACUAGAACCAGUAUCUAUUACAUUAAGUGAUUGUUUAUCAUGCAGUGGAUGUAUUACAUCAGCUGAAAGUGUUUUUAUUAAAACACAAUCAUCUCAAAAAAUUAAUGAAGUCAUUAAAGAAAACAUUGGUCUUGUUGAAAAUGAACAAAAAAUUCUAAUAGCAUCUAUUUCAUCGCAAUCACGAGCAUCAAUUGCAGCAGCAUUUAACCUUUCUAUAAAAUCAACUCAUGCUCGUUUAACAUAUUUUUUUACGAAGAUAUUACCAUUUUCUCACUUUAUAGAUACAAACUUUGGAAGAGAAUUAGCAUUAAAUGAACUAUCCAAUGAAUUUAUUCGCCGAUAUAAAGCAAGAGAAAAAGGAUGUAAAAAUCAACUACCUUUAUUGACAUCAGCAUGUCCAGGAUGGAUAUGUUAUGCAGAAAAAACACAUAGAGAAAUUUUACCUUAUAUAUCACAUGUAAAAUCACCACAACAAAUUAUGGGCUCCAUCGUUAAGUCGAAAGUAGAAAAAAGUUCAGGAAAACAUCGUCAAUAUAUUUAUUAUGUCUCAAUAAUGCCAUGUUUUGACAAAAAAUUAGAAGCAAGUAGGGACGAAUUUUCAGAAAAUGGUAUUAGAGAUGUAGAUUGUGUUAUUACAACUACAGAAGUAAUAGAAAUGCUGAAAGAACGUUCGCUAGAUUUAAGACAAAUACCAGAAGCAUCACAUGACUUGUUGUUCUCAGAUUAUAUAAAUUCAGAUAUAAUAGAACACCCAGGUUCUUCAUCAGGGGGUUAUUUAGCUCAUAUUCUUUCAUUUUCAUCACAAGAACUAUUUAAUACUGAUAAUACGAAUACUAAUAUUGAACAUAAUAUAACAAUGAAUAUAAUACGCAAUAACGAUAUGAAAGAAUAUAUUAUUAAAGGACCAAAUGGCAUAGUUCUUCGAAUGGCAACAUGUUAUGGUUUUAGAAAUAUACAAAAUCUUAUCCGAAAAUUAAAAACUAAAAAUAGAAUAUCACAAGAAGCAGGAUACGAUUUUGUAGAAAUUAUGGCAUGUCCAUCUGGUUGCAUCAAUGGAGGAGGUCAACUGAAACCAGAAAUAAUAGGAUUAUCUAAAACCUUUACACACAAAGAAUGGGUUGACUAUGUUAACGAAUUAUAUGAUUCUAGCAUCAAAAAACCCGUUAACUCGUUUCAUAUAUCACAGUAUAUAAAAAAUUGGGGUUCAGAAUUUACAUCUAAAUCUCUAUAUACAACUUAUCGUUCUAUACAACAAAAUUUCACCAAAAAAAUUAAUCAGGAAUGGUAA
This is a messenger RNA of Pneumocystis murina B123, 1449 nucleotides long. RefSeq lists its product as hypothetical. The coding region runs from base 1 to 1449 and encodes 482 amino acids. The transcript is spliced from 6 exons. Gene Ontology annotation, biological process: iron-sulfur cluster assembly. Gene Ontology annotation, cellular component: cytosolic [4Fe-4S] assembly targeting complex. The record is from RefSeq and is a predicted model, not a curated record. NCBI's taxonomy places the organism in Eukaryota, Fungi, Ascomycota, Pneumocystomycetes, Pneumocystales, Pneumocystaceae. Gene Ontology annotation, molecular function: 4 iron, 4 sulfur cluster binding.